Molecule: messenger RNA, 417 nt
Organism: Schistocerca piceifrons (Central American locust)
Lineage: Eukaryota; Metazoa; Arthropoda; Insecta; Orthoptera; Acrididae
Exons: 4
Coding region: 1-417 (138 amino acids)
Source: RefSeq, a predicted model, not a curated record
AUGUACAGCUGUUGUUAUCGCUCUUACGUGCGGGAGGCGCGCGCGCCGCCCCAGUACGAGUGGCGUGGGCGACGUCCGCCGCCGGCCCAGCCUCACGCACCGCGCACGCACAGUGCCCGGCCGGCGAUUCACCGCGACGCGACGCGCCGCCCCGCUACACGACCUCACACUGACGACCGGCGCCCGACCCGCGCCGAAGGCUACCCGCUGAGCGACUACCACACCCGACUGAUACAGACGCAGCUUCCAGCGGCGGCCGCGGAGACAGCGUGCGUGCGGACACGGGAGAGACACGUGUGCAGAGCUCCGUCCGUCCGAAUGGCGGAGGACACUUCUUCCGCGGCGGAGGCGCAGACGCCGCUACGGGCGGAAAGCGUCGAGGAGCGGUACCUGCGAAUCUGGAACCACGGUGAGUAG